This is a messenger RNA of Salvia hispanica, 1452 nucleotides long. RefSeq lists its product as uncharacterized. The record is from RefSeq and is a predicted model, not a curated record. NCBI's taxonomy places the organism in Eukaryota, Viridiplantae, Streptophyta, Magnoliopsida, Lamiales, Lamiaceae.
GCUUCCUCACGACAUUCUUCUUCUACAUCCACCUAUCUUCGUCACUCUCAAUCUGUUUAAGCAAAAAGGAAAAAAAAGAAAAAAAAAAUGAAGAACAUACCACAAUGGAGGGCCGAUCGACGCCCCAUUUGGACGUCCCGUUUCCUGCUAUGGUGGGGCGAUGGAGGCCGAUGGGGAAGGUCCUCCCAUCGGCCCUCCGUUGCUAAUGCUCUCAUUUCUUCCCGACCGAGAGAGAUGCUCCAUAGCUCUGUGGCGAUUACAUUCCCAAAAUUAACACGUUCUUUCCAAUCUACUUCCACUUUCGAUUUCAAUAGGUUGAAGAUGGAUGAUAACCACGCCCAAUUGCAAACCGCUCUUCUCACCUACCACAAGAAGUUCCCCUUCUCCAUUUUUCAACCCUUUCUCCGAGUUGAUCUGGUCUCCACGUUUCAUAUUGCUGAUAAGGAGUACUUUGCAACCCUACAGAAAGAACUCGAGGGAUAUGAUUGUGUUCUUUAUGAGAUGGUUGCUAGCAGAAGUUGUCUAAAAAACAGCCCUGGACCUGGGAAGCAACUUAGGAGCUCGAAACCGGGAUUUUGCAUUACUGGAUUCAUUCAACGCCUAAUAGCAAAGUUGCUUAGGCUUCACUGUCAAUUUGAUUGUCUUGACUACCAGGCAGAUAAUUGGUAUCAUGCUGAUCUUGACAAUGAAACUUUUGAAUUGCUUCAGCUUGAAAAAGGUGAAACCUUGUUCACAGUGGCCAGAGAUGAGUACAAAAAAGCUAAGGUGCAGCCUGUUUGUGCAGAUAUCAGAAACCAAUCAGAAUAUCCAGAAUCAGAAGGCUUGUCCAGGCUCGAUUUCUGUGCAGCAAUGAAAUUAUACAUAGCAAAGAUGCAGACAUCUGAGUUUGCACAGGUAACAACUGAUGUGAAAGACACAUCUGUGCUCGUCGGCGAGAGGAACAGAGCUGCAACAGAGGCGCUACGGAGAGCCAUUGAUGGAGGCAACAAGAAGAUUGCGAUCCUGUACGGUGUAGGGCACAUGCCGGACUUGGGACGAAGGCUGCGGGAGGAGUUCGAUCUCGUCCCUUCACAGUUGCAGUGGAUAACGGCGUGGUCCAUAAAGAAUAGGAAUCUCACAAGCAGCUCCUUUCAGUGGCCCUUAAAUAGAUACUCCCUCCGUUUUUUUAUAGUUGAGGCAAAACUUUUCGGCGCUGAGUUUAAGAAAAUGAUGUUGAGUGUGUUAAAUAAAUAGAUAAAAAAAAAAAUAAGAGAGAGAAUAAAGUAAGAGAGAGUAACGUAGAAAGUGGGUAAAGUAGAGAGAAUAAAGGAAGAGAGAGUAAAGUAAGAAAGAGAAAAAAGUUACUUAAUAUGUCCAACUACCCACUAACACUACGGUAACUACUAUUUUAAUCUUUUCUUACUGUACCAUAUCAUUCUUCUCAUUUAUCCUACUUUACUAAUUUUGUCUUAA